AUGCAUCCUUUUGACAAAACGGGAAAAAAACACGUUUUUUUUUUCUCCUUUCCUUUUCCUCAGUAUUUCGCCUCCGUCCUCCCUGUGUGCAGAUUCGCCAAAGACACGCAUCGAUUGACCGAGAUUCACCUGAGUUUUUUUUACCCCCCAUCCGUGGACGUUCAUUCAAACCUCACCUCUCCACUAUCUCCACCGGAGUUGAAACUAAGAAGUGUUUAUCAGAAACAUCGCUAAAGCUUUUUUUCCCCCGCUUCUGGACCGGAGAUCUGGAGAUGAAGACAGAUUUUACGUUUUUCUAUCGGACUUGGAUUGGAAUAGCGUACGCCUCAGGUCUGGUGAUUGGCUUUUCUAUGACUCCACCCAUCCUUGACAGCUCCAGAGGCGACCUAGUGAUUCCAGUCCACGAAACACUCACCAUUACAUGCAGGGGACAGCACACUCUGGCCUGGGCCUGGCCUGACCAGACUCUUGUGGGACAGGAGCUAACCGACCGUGAGGCCCGGCUGUUGACCCCUGGGGCCCCCGGGCAGAGGGUCGCCGUAGUCAGCGAGUGUCCGGGGCAGGCUGGGAGACCGUACUGCAAGAGUCUGGUCCUGAACGGGGCACUAGGGAAAGACACGGGCUACUAUCGCUGCUAUUACAAGGAUGUCAAGGCCAUUAUUGACGGCACCACUGCCGUCAGCAUUUAUGUCUUCAUCAGGGACCCAGAGCAGCCCUUCGUCAGGAGAAGUGACCUGGAGACCAUUUUAGUCAACCGCACCACCACGCAUGUCACAGUGCCAUGUCUGGUCACAGUGCCGGAUCUGAACGUCACUCUCCAUGCGUAUCCCAUGCCUCUGGAUAUGGAUGCGAUGACAUGGAACAACAAGCAAGGCUGGUCCAUUCCCAGACACAUUAUAGACAGUGACCCGGAUCUCUUUGGAGUUGCUUGUGUCGCCACACUGGGUGGCAAAGAGUACAAGUCUGCCAGCUACCUGGUCCACAUGACAGGAAGUCAGGUUUACGAUGUCAAGCUGUUUCCUCAGGACCCAGUAGAGCUGAUCGCGGGGGAGGCCCUCACCCUGAACUGCACAGCGUCAGUUGAGUUCAACACGGGGGUGGACAUUCAGUGGUCUUACCCUGGCAAAGAGACGAACAGUUUGGUGCACACUAAGGCCCAUCGUGAAGCUUUGUCUCAGGCUACAGAGGCUGUAAGCAUCCUGACCAUCCACAGUGUCAACGUCACAGACAGUGGCCCAUACUUCUGCAAUGUAACCAGCAUGGACACAACACAAACCCAGCGAACUAAGGUCAUAGUUUAUGAAAGGCCAUUUAUCAACCUCGACUACAGAACUGGACCAGUGGUGGAGGUAACUGCUGGCCAGAAGUUGUUCAAAUUACAAGUAAAUGUGUCUGCCUUCCCCACACCUGAAACACAAUGGUAUAAAGAUGGAAAGCAGUUCAAGAUGAAAAGAAUGAGGGUUCAUCUUAACCACGCUUUGGAGAUUAAGGAUGUUUGUCAGGAGGAUUCUGGGCACUACAUGGUGGUGCUGAAAAAUAGUGCUGCUGCUCUGGAGAAGAGGCUCAACAUCACGCUUGUUGUCAAUGUCCCCCCACAGAUUCAUGAGAAAGAGGUGGCAGAGCCGUCCAGUCCGUACCCCAGUGGUAGCAGCCAGACUCUAACAUGCACCGCCUAUGGUCUCCCAGAGCCCAACAUCACCUGGCAGUGGAGGGCCUGGGGCCCCUGUGUUCUCAACAGCACCCAAAGUAGACUGGUCCGUCGAGACAGGAAGGGCCGGAGUGACAGGAUCGCGGACUGUCAGAACUGGCAGGACAUUAACUUGGAAAACACCAUGAAUGAAAUCGAGGCUAUUGAAACGUCCAUGGAAGUGGUGGACGGACGACAAAAGAUAGUGAGCAGGCUUCAGAUUCGCAACGCCAGUGUUUCCGUCAUGUACAAGUGUUCUGCUGAAAACAAAGUCGGCAAGGAUGAACGGCUCAUCUACUUCUAUGUAACCACCAUCCCUGAGGGGUUCAGCGUGGACGUCCAACCCUCCGAGAAUCCCCUGGAGCAAGACAAAGUGUCCCUGUGCUGCAGUGCUGACAAUUACACCUACGAGCAGCUGCAGUGGUACCGCCUCGACCCCCAGGCCCUGCAGGAUGAGCAGGGCAGGCACCAGGAGCUGGACUGCAGGAGCGUGCACCUCUACGCCAUCAUGCUUGACGGCCAGCUCUCCUUCCAGGAGCCCUCCAACAGCUGGGUCCUGGACUUCACCAUCCCCUCCAUACAGCUGCACGAUGAGGGUCAUUAUGUGUGCGAGGCUCAGAGCAGGCGCAGCGGGGAGAAACAGUGCCUGUUCAGAUACAUCUCUGUCAAAGCCCUGGAGGCUCCUCGGUACAAGCGCAGUCUCACCAACCAGACAGUGAAUGUGACCGAGUCUCUGCGGAUGGAGUGCGAUGCGGAAGGCAGACCACUGCCGCGCCUGUUCUGGUUCAAAGACAACCAGCCUCUCCACCAAAUGUCAGGGAUCCAGCUGCAAGAUUCAAACCGCACUCUGAGUAUCCAGCGGGUGAGAGAGGAGGACGCCGGGCUUUACACCUGCACAGCCUGUAACCAGCGUGGAUGUGUCCACUCCUCAGCCGCCGUCAGGGUCAUCGGUUCAAGUGACAAGGCCAACGUGGAGAUUGUAAUCCUCAUCGGGACCGGAGUCAUCGCUGUUUUCUUCUGGGCCUUGCUCAUCCUCAUUUUCUGCAACGUGAAACGGGUUAACCCGGCAGACAUAAAGACGGGCUAUCUGUCAAUCAUUAUGGACCCGGCGGAGGUGCCUCUGGAUGAGCAGUGUGAAUACUUGCCCUAUGACUCCUCUCAGUGGGAGAUCUCCAGAGACAGACUCCAACUGGGAAAGGUUCUGGGCCACGGUGCCUUUGGAAAAGUAAUUGAGGCAUCAAUCUACGGCAUCAGCAAGAGCAACAGUUUGGACACAGUGGCUGUCAAGAUGCUGAAGGAUGGAGCCACAGCCAGUGAGCAUAAGGCCUUGAUGUCAGAGCUGAAGAUCCUGAUUCACAUUGGUAACCAUCUGAAUGUAGUCAACCUGUUAGGAGCCUGCACCAAACCAAAUGGUCCGCUGAUGGUGAUAGUGGAAUACUGCAAGUAUGGGAACCUGUCCAACUUUCUACGAGCCAAAAGAGAGUUCUUCCUCCCGUACAGGGAUCGCUCUCCAAAAACCCAGAGCCAGGUGAGACGGAUGAUCGAAGCGGGUCAAAUGGACCAAAGAGCCCGUCACCCACCUUCUCCGUCGUCCUCCCCGCUCACCAGUCCUCAGAGUCCGUCAUCCAACGCGUCCAGUCAGAGUCCUGCGGUGGAGAAAAUGGAGGACUUGUGGAAAACUCCUCUGACAAUAGAAGAUCUAAUUUGCUACAGUUUCCAGGUGGCUCGUGGGAUGGACUUCCUGGCCUCCAGAAAGUGUAUCCACAGAGACUUGGCAGCCCGGAACAUUCUCCUGUCAGAGAACAACAUCGUGAAGAUCUGUGACUUUGGCCUGGCCAGAGACAUAUACAAAGACCCCGACUACGUCAGGAAAGGCAAUGCUCGCCUGCCUUUAAAGUGGAUGGCUCCAGAGAGUAUCUUUGACAAAGUGUACACCAGCCAGAGUGACGUGUGGUCUUUUGGAGUUCUCCUCUGGGAAAUCUUCUCACUGGGUGCGUCUCCGUACCCAGGGGUACAGAUUGACGAGGACUUCUGCAAACGACUGAAAGACGGCGUUAGGAUGAGAGCACCGGAGACCGCCUCCCCUGAAAUAUAUGGCAUCAUGCUGGCCUGCUGGCAGGGUGAGCCCAAAGAGAGACCAACCUUCCCUGCUCUGGUGCAAAUCCUGGGAGACCUGCUGCAGGACAACAGCCUACCUGAUGGGAAGGACUACAUCCCUCUGAAUCACUCACAGAGCUCAGAAGAUGAUGGUUUCUCACAGGCCUCAUCACGGCCGCCGUCUGAAGAGGAGCUGAGACUGGCCUGCAACACUCUGCCCACCAGGUAUUAUAACUGCGUGCCCUUUGCCGGCUGUGUGUUUGUGGGACCCUCCAAAAUAUGCCAGCCCAGAGUGAAGACAUUUGAGGAGUUUCCCCUAGAGAUGCACCCACAGAAAGCUCCUCAAGAUAACCAGACGGACAGCGGGAUGGUUCUGGCCUCUGAAGAAUUUGAGAGAAUUGAGCACAAGCACAGGGGUGCCGUCUCAAAAAGUCGUAUAGGCAGCAGCAGCAGCACAGAGCCUCUGACAGCUUCCCAUGGUUCCCUGGGUCGAAGCAGCGACGCCAGCAGCUCCAGGCACCGCCCCAACUUCUUCAGCCAGCUGUCGGGACAGACCUUCUACAACAACGAGUACGGGCAUCUGUCUGAGGAGGGCUUCUGCGACUUCUUCUCCUCGCCAGAAGCCCCCUGCCUGGCCUCAUCCAAUGUGUAAUCUUACCAAAGAUGCAGCCUGAAAGAAUGGAAGGGGUUAAAAAAAAAAAACAAGUAGCUCUGGUUGUGGGAGGUGUGUAAGAUUUAGUAACAUCCCAGUGUCGACAUGUAACUAGUCAUUCAUUAACAAAAUCAGGUUAUAGAUCCUUGUGACCAGAGCUGACCUCCACUCAUCUCAAAGUUCAUCCUUUCUUCCUCUCGGGCUGGAGCCUCAACAAACAGACUGAGCUGUAUGUGCCUGAAGUUUCUCUAACCAGCCACUGGGUGGCAGCAUAAUGACAAAAACAAACCCGAAGUAUUUUCUAUUCACACAUUUAUAUUUUUAUCUUUUAUAUACAGAGUAUUCUUCCUUUAUUUGUACAAAUUAUGACUCAUAUGGGAAGAAAUAAAGAAAUUUAUCUUC
Molecule: messenger RNA, 4838 nt
Organism: Toxotes jaculatrix (banded archerfish)
Lineage: Eukaryota; Metazoa; Chordata; Actinopteri; Toxotidae
Gene: flt4
Product: fms related receptor tyrosine kinase 4
Exons: 30
Coding region: 273-4436 (1387 amino acids)
Biological process (GO): protein phosphorylation; cell surface receptor protein tyrosine kinase signaling pathway; positive regulation of kinase activity
Cellular component (GO): signaling receptor complex
Molecular function (GO): transmembrane receptor protein tyrosine kinase activity; ATP binding
Source: RefSeq, a predicted model, not a curated record